This is a messenger RNA of Paramecium sonneborni, 1623 nucleotides long. The record is from the annotation of a GenBank genome assembly. NCBI's taxonomy places the organism in Eukaryota, Ciliophora, Oligohymenophorea, Peniculida, Parameciidae.
AUGGAUAAACAAUAAUUAUUUUCAGAAUGCAUACGUAUUCUUUAAAUAACACCAUUGCGUAGAAGUCCUGAAGAAUUAAACCUCCUUCUAAGUUUUGCAAGGACUAUUACAUUUUUCAGAGAAUUAGGAGAACAGUCCCCAGAAAUGCUACAACGAUGCAUUUUAGUACUCUCCUAUCGGACAAUUAAAGGCAAAGAGGUAUGAUUGUGGGUUCUCCACUGCCUCUAGGUACUCUUCAAAGUGGGUGACUCAGGAAGUUUGUUUUACGUGAUUCUCAGAGGAUCGGUAGGAGUCAAUAUCAGAUUGCCAAACCCUGAAGAUCCUCAAUUAUUCGAAUUGAAGGAAGUUAAUACACUUAGAGCAGGUAUUGGAUUUGGAGAGUUGGCUUUAAUCAAUGAUUCAAAAAGAACAGCUACCAUUAUAGCUAAAGAAGAUUGUGUAUUUGCAGUAAUGGAGAAACAUCAUUACAAAUCUAUUUUAGGUGCUUAAGAAAUGGCAAAAAUAUAAAAUAAGAUUUCCUUUCUCUGUUCAUUUCCAUUCUUUAGUUCUUGGUCUUUCAGAGAAAUUAAAACUAUAAGCUAUCAUUUUGAACCUGUAUCUGUAACUCUCAAUUAAGCAAUUAUUAAAUAAAAUGAAUAUUGUAAUCAUUUCUAUGUUGUCAGGGAAGGAGAGUUUUAAGUACAAUUCAAUUACAAAAACAAGUUAUUUUGUAUGUAUUAAUUCAGUAAAGUUAUAUUUAUAGUUGCACUCUUGGUCCUGGUGAAUCAUUUGGAGAAGAAGCAUUUUUAAAUAAUGAAGGUUAAUUCUUAAUAAAGUCUUCAAUAUUUAUUUAAUGGGCUAAAACAAAAUACAAUAUUGUUUGUAAAAGUGAAACUGGUAUAGCAUACAAAAUCACUAGGGAAGAUAUCCAAAAGUAAAUUUAAUAUGUCUAUUUAGAGACGAUUUUGGGAUAGCAAGACCUAGAUUGUUUUUUUAUAAUUAUUAACAUCUAUUCAUCAUUUUAGAAGCAUUAAAUCAGAUUAAUUCAUUAAAGAAUAUGAAUAAAAGAAACUUAAAGAGUAAGAAUAAAUGAAUUUCAUACAUCCAAAAAAGAGUUUUGUUUAGAAAUUCAACUUAUUAUCAUAAAGAAAUACAAGCAGUGAGAUUGAGAAGGAUGUUUAAUAUGAUUAAUUCAAAUUAUAAGAAAAAUAAGCUAUUUUACAAUUUACAAAAUUGAUGAAAGAUAGAAAUUGUUCAUAUGCAUAAGUAAGAACCUUCUUUGAUUAACGUAAAUUCAAAUCUUAAAAUUACUUUAAUAAACGUUUUUAUCAUAGAUAGUUCUUUAGGUUUUCAAAUAAAAUUGAUGAGAAACUCAAAUAAGAUUAAGAUCAUUAGAUUGAUGAAAUACUAACAUAUAGUACUAACCAAUAACAUUUGGGAUAUAAUAAUAAUUCUCAUCAUUAUCCUCUUACUUAAGUCUUGAGUAGUCCAAAUACUGUUGAUAAAUUCAUAAAGAGAAUCAAAAGUAAAGUACAAAUACAGAUGAAAAAUGAAGAAAAUAACACUUUUAUUAAUAUUCGAACUCAUAGUCCUACCUCUCAUAGAAGUAUUAAUAGUAAAAGACUUAAGACUUAUAUAGAUUGA